UUUCAUCUACGAGCGGGUUCAACGUCAUGGAUACAGCAACACUUUGGUGCCAAGGGCACAGCUGAGCGACCUUACCCACAAGACGAUCGCCCAGUACCUGCUGCAGAUCCACGACAAGUUGGAAGCCGAUUUAGAGCUCCAGAGGAUGAUAAACGACUCUUCGCUCAGUACAUCAAGAGACGUGUUCAUGAGAGUCGCCUCUGAGAUCUUUUCAGACGGAAGGUUCAGCUGGGGCAGGGUGGUCGCA
Messenger RNA from Larimichthys crocea (large yellow croaker), 247 nucleotides. RefSeq names its product apoptosis regulator BAX. The annotation marks the transcript as partial. NCBI's taxonomy places the organism in Eukaryota, Metazoa, Chordata, Actinopteri, Sciaenidae. Gene Ontology annotation, biological process: mitochondrial fusion; release of cytochrome c from mitochondria; intrinsic apoptotic signaling pathway in response to DNA damage. The transcript has 2 exons. The record is from RefSeq and is a predicted model, not a curated record. Gene Ontology annotation, cellular component: mitochondrial outer membrane. Gene Ontology annotation, molecular function: channel activity; BH domain binding.